AUGAACGGUUCACUAGUCCAACCACGGCAGAUUUUAAAAGCCGAUGCUGAUAGUUUCCUGAAACAUAACGUCCUUGACCUCUUUUCACUCAAAGGCAGAACAAUUGUCAUAACCGGUGGUAGUAGGGGUAUUGGCCUAGCAUUAGCCUUCGCUGUUGCAGAAGUUGGUGGCAACGUAGCCAUCCUGGAUAUUCUAUCCGAACCUCAUCCCCACUACCUGGAGCUGGAAAAGUUUGAUGUGAAGGUAAAACUUUAUAAGAGCGAUGUUACGAACUUCGGUAUCUUGAAAGCCACUUUCGACGAGAUUGUACAAGACUUUGGAAGGAUCGAUGGACUAGUCACCGCUGCUGGUAUCUGCCCAGAUGAGCCAUUUGUAGAUCGCAAACCAGAAUCUGUUGCACGUUGCAUGAAUAUCAAUGUUCUGGGCACCUACUAUGCUGCACAAUUAGCUACUGCACAAAUGCAGCGGCAGGAGCCAUUGAAAGAUGUGACAAGGCGAGGAUCAAUCGUCUUUAUUGCUUCGAUUGCUGCCUAUGUGGCCAGCAAAGGUCAAACCACAAGUGACUACUGCGCGAGCAAAGGCGCUGUGUUAUCCUUAGCAAAGGCGCUUGGAGUCGAACUGGCAAUGAGUGGCAUUCGGGUUAACAGUAUUUCUCCCGGGUCAGUUGCAAUCCUUUUCAAACAUCACUUCUCAUUGCUCAUAAAAUCCAUGUCUAGGUAUAUGAUGACUGAUAUGACUCUUGAUCUUGCCCAAAAAUAUCCACAUUUGGGAGCAAUCAUGACGAACGAGCCACCAAUGCGACGUAUGGGCGAUCGAACUGAUUUGAAGGGUUUGAUCGUUUACCUUCUCUCUGAUGCGAGCUCAUACACAACUUCAGAGGACCAUUUGGUGACGGGUGGUAUCCACGCAGGGCGUCUUCUUUGA
Exophiala bonariae is the source of this 924-nucleotide messenger RNA. RefSeq lists its product as uncharacterized. The transcript has 3 exons. Gene Ontology annotation, molecular function: oxidoreductase activity, acting on NAD(P)H, oxygen as acceptor. Gene Ontology annotation, cellular component: intracellular anatomical structure. Bases 1 to 924 code for a protein of 307 amino acids. Lineage: Eukaryota; Fungi; Ascomycota; Eurotiomycetes; Chaetothyriales; Herpotrichiellaceae. The record is from RefSeq and is a predicted model, not a curated record.